Messenger RNA from Folsomia candida, 6025 nucleotides. RefSeq names its product protein piccolo. Gene Ontology annotation, molecular function: small GTPase binding; transmembrane transporter binding. The record is from RefSeq and is a predicted model, not a curated record. The transcript is spliced from 6 exons. NCBI's taxonomy places the organism in Eukaryota, Metazoa, Arthropoda, Collembola, Entomobryomorpha, Isotomidae. Bases 1105 to 3156 code for a protein of 683 amino acids. Gene Ontology annotation, cellular component: cytoskeleton of presynaptic active zone; presynaptic membrane. Gene Ontology annotation, biological process: regulation of synaptic plasticity; regulation of membrane potential; calcium ion-regulated exocytosis of neurotransmitter.
AAAAAAUGCUGGGAUAACAAAUUUCGCGCGCAAAAUUCCUAAAAUCAUGUGCUUUUACCUCGCGGCUUGCCCCACCCCCGUGUGACCACCACCCACCAACGUCUGCAUGCCCCACCCACCCACCACUCUUGUCUCCUUCUUCUCUUCUUCUUCUUGUUGUUCUUCUUCUUAGCCAGUUUAUCAGAACGAAACUGUGCCUGUAAAUGAAAUCUAUGAUUGGAAUGGAAUUUUGGAACGGGGUUGGGAUGCGAAUGCGGAAAAUAUGCGUAUUUUUGAUAUACUUUCACCUGCUUUCUCUUUCUCUCUCGCUAUCUCUCUCUCUUUUUUCAGGACGAUUGACAAAAAAGCGCUGAAGUACGUCGGAUGCCGGUCUAAUGAUGGUUAUGAUGAUGUCGAUUUAUGUGUCUGAAGGAAGAGAAACACCAAGAAUGUUCCCGAGAAAUGAAAAUGCGACAUUUUAUUACAAAAAAAUCUACGUAAAAUUUGGGAAAACGUGGGAAAAUUUGGGGUAAAUUUGGUCCUAAAUUUUGAAAACUUGGGCGCGGGAAGUCUACCCACGUGGAAAAAUGACCUGUAAAGCGUUUCAUCCCAUCCGCCCCCAUAUUUCUUUCCCUUGAUGUUUUCCUUCUUCGCACUUAUCAUGACUUGGCUCGGGCAUGAAUGACGUUGUACUUGCACAUCUUUACUCGCAUCGCAUCGCAUCGCCUGCAACAAAAUCUUGUAAACUGUGUAUUGAUUUUUAUUUUUGUUACAUUUCUUCUGCCCCCUUCUGAUUUUCACAAUCCAAUAAAAUAAAAAAGAGUUUUCACCGAAAAACGGUAGUGAUUUUGUCAUGAAUCCCCUGAAAAAAAGUCCAGUCCAGUCCAGUUUGAAACAUUGUUUAAUCCUGCAUCACAAUUUUCUAGCAUUUCAUAAAAAUGAGGGGAUGGCCAUUUUGUAUAAAGCUUUCCUUCCCCAGGCCCUCGGAGAGAAUCGCUGCACGUUCAGUACCCGCAGGAACUUCUUCCCCUGCGUAAAUUUCCGGCCAGACUUCUCCCCACCGUGACGCGGAGGAGAGCGUCCUCCUGCGGGGUCAGGGUUCGACCUACGUCCCACGUGAGCACGAUGACCGUGGGGGGCGGCGAGGAGGAGUCGUCGUGCUACGCGUCCUCCGAGGUGGAAGCGUGGUACAGAGAAAGGGAUGAGCAGCAGCAGCAACAACAACAACAACAACAACCGCAACGUCGCCGUCACUCAGAAGUUCCGACGGUGGCGAGACAGCAAAAUGGACGGGGUCGAGGUCAAGGUCAAGGUCAAAGUCAAGGACAAGGUGGUCAAGGUCAAGGUCUGACGCUACGUCAAGUAAAAGGAAAUGGACGAUCGAGACGGGAUUUAAAAGAACCUGUUUUGCCCGUGGAGAAAGCAGUAUCGCCAAAACCGGUGAAAUCACGAAUUGUCGUGGAAAAACCGGAGGAGGAAGAUGAUAUCGGAGAAAGUAACGUGCUUCCACCACCCCCCUCACGACCGGGGGGUGGACCACCGAGAUCCGCCACGGCGACCCCGACGCCAAAAGUGGAGCAAUUGGAGAGACGAUCGUCACCUUCACCUUCUUGUCAGCGUGACACGAAUAAAUACCUAUUCCCAGUGAGGCGCCACCUGCUGAGGAGAAACCCGCAUGACACGUCCCUCCAAAGCAACGGGGUCGGGUUGAAAAUCGUUGGAGGCAAGGAAACACCCGACGCGACGGGACGACUCGUCGCCUACGUGGCGAAAGUGUUUCGCGACAAGGUUUUCCCCACGAGACUUGGAGGCGAGGAGAUUCGCGAAGGUGACGUCGUCCUUGAGUGGAAUGGGGAAUCCUUGGAAAAUAAGACGUUUGAAGAGGCCGCCGCCAUCAUGGGGGGAGGAGGAAGAGGAGGAGAAAGUGAGAUUCAGGGUGGUGGAGGAGAAGAUGAGGUCGUUGAACUUGUGAUUAGAAGCGACUAUGACAUCUUCACGGGGAAAGGGCGACCUCCAUUGACCGAGGAGGAGAAAGCAGAACUAGAAUCGCGCGUCCUCCUACAUCCGGGAAAAAUGGGGGAGGAGGAUGCUAUACGACGCUCAUCCGUGGGAAGAGGCCCUUAUCGACACGAUGAGGGUGGGAUUAUUCAAGGGGAGGAUUAUUCACGCCAUUCAACUGGUGCGCCACCCGCCCGUCUAAUCGAGCCAUCUCUCCCGCGUCGCUUGGUUCGCUCGCCAUCCGCUAGCUCGACCGAAACACCCACUUCCACCUCGACCGGUCCCGUCCACGAAGGUCCCGAUGGUGCCUCGACGUCCCGCUUUCCCCAACAUUUAGUCAUCCCUUGUGAAACCGAUUUGCGAAAAAGGUCCACCGCUUCGCUACCACCAUCGUUGAAUGACCAUCACCACAUGCACCAGCCCCCCACAGGGGAUAUGGACCAAGAAGAUGACCGCUACCUCUCGACCCGUGACAUCUACAGGGGUCGAAAAGGAUCAGAGAAUAUCAGCGUUAAAAGUAUGGGGAUAUCUUCUCCCGGAGAAAAACCGCACGGAAGUAGUUCCCGCCAUCGCGGUAAAAAGGGCGCGUACGGACAAAUCCAGCUGCAAAUUUGCCACGACCCGAAGGCGAACAUUUUAUACGUGACAGUGAUUAAGGCGCGUCUCCCGAAGCAGCGGAGGGUCAGUGGGGCCGGGGGACCGGGGGAGGAGGGGGGUGAAAUCGUAGUGGCGGAAAAUCCCUACGUGACCGUUUUCCUGUUGCCGGAGCGGGUUUUAGAGAACCAGCGGAGGACGAGGCACGUGGCGAAUGUGACCCUCACCCCGACCUGGAAUCAGACCAUGGUUUACCCAAAUGUGACGGGGGAAGACUUGAAGGAUAAGUAUUUGGAGGUGGCGGUUAGGAAUUAUAAUCCGGAAGGGGGAGUGGAUGCUCUGUUGGGAAAGAUUAUUCUAUAUUUAUCAGACGACGGGAUCCUUGAAGAGCAACCGCACUCUUACUCGCUCCGUUUGGAGGAUAAGCCAUACCGACGGCGGAGCAGUCAAAAGAGCGCAAUCACGGUGGCCCCUACGUCCAGAAAAUCCUCAUCCUCCGCCACGCCGAGAGGGUCCCUCGUCCCCACAGCGUCCUCUUCCCGUCGCAAUACUCUCGCCCAAGAGGACAACCAGCCAGAAAGCUGAGACGAAGAGAAGCAGCCAGUCUCCCCAGAGAAAGAGGGAGAAAGUGGCAAGAAACCCUUUUUCCCACGAAACUUUCUCCCUGCCUCGUCCAAAAUGCCGACCGACUGUCACGGGCUCACUACUUCCUGUGCCAUCCUCUAAGAUUUUCAACGUCCAGCCUUUCAUCUCAUCUCGAUAGCCAUUUUCACUACAACAAUCACGCACGAAAACCACAGAUCAUCUAAAUCCUAAUGUCUCAGAAUUUGCACAAGGGGAUAUUUCCGUCUCAAUUUGCCCCCUCUCCCCCAUCUCCCCCAAGGGGAACAUAACAAUUUACCCUCCAAAGGAAUGUCACCCCUUAUCCUCCUAUCUCGAUAACCACUUUCACCACUACGAUCACGCACGAAAACCACAAAUUCAACUACUCAAGUGUCUCAGAAUUCUUAAGAAAUAAGUACGAAGAGGGGGCAUUUUGCCCACUCUUCCCCCAGGGUAAUAGGACAAUUUACCCUCCAACCACUUAUCCUUUCAUCUGGAUAACCACUUUCAGCACAAUAAUCACGCACGAAAACCACAAAACCUCAUGAUAAGUAUACUAUUCAAGUGUCUCAAGCAAUUUACCUGCCCCCUGUCCCCUCUCCCAGGGGUAACAUGACACUUCACCCCCCAAGUGAUGACACCUUUAACCGCACAACUUAAUUCCUCUUACUAAAUAUUUAAAAAAAACAUAAUCUGAUAAUAAGUAACACAAAAAUGACGAGAACUUUCACCUCAAACAAAUAACCAAGUCGACCGCAUGCUCAACAAAGUAUACGACCUAUUGUUACUACCCAACCCGUAUUACAUAUUUACGACCAAGAAAUUAUUAUGCACGUGUUAAAAAAAUCUUUCUAAGUUUUUUACAUAUUUUUCAAGUCAUCACAAAUGCGCAUAAAUAAACUGUCUCAAUCUUCCACACUACAAAAAUCAAUCAAUUUUUGACCUUAUUACUUCCAAUUAAUUAUUAAAUAUAUCGUAAAUUAAGAAAUAAUUUAAGGAGUUGGAUAUUGCAAAACUUUGACCGAAAUGUACAGCUUUCUAAACAAGACGUGCUUUCACUUUGGAAAAUUUGAGUUGCUUUGUUAAAAAUUCACCCAAAAAUUUGGAUUAUUUCGAAAAUAGAAAAAUUAACGAUGCCCGUUCAAAAGUUGUUGAAGAUCAAAAACGUUUUCUUUUUGAUUUUUUGGUAAAAAAUUCACCCAAAAAUGCAUCAUUACACAUUUAAAAAAUAAAAUUAGCUCAAAGAUUAUUGAAGGUCAAAAAAUCUUAUAAAUUGUGGUUUUAAGGAAUCUUUUUUGACGCCUAAUAAGUUUUGACGUUAAUUUUUCUUAUUUUUGAAAUAAUUCGGGGAAUUUUUAACGAAAAAAAAGUAAUGGGAAAAAAUUCCUCGAAGUGAAAGCAUCCCUUAUUUAGAAGCCUUGUCUACGUUUCGGGGAAAACACGUGCUAAAAAUAAGUGAAAGCAAUCCGAAUAAUUAACUUGAUGGUGGAGGACCAGUAAUAAAUUGCUUGUAAGGGAAAUAUGUUGCCGAACUUAUUUGUCUUUGGGGAUUUCUUGAUGGAGAGAAUACAUACGUGUCAUAUCAAAUAUUUAGUACACGAUUGCUGUGUCAGAUCCAAAUUAAUGUUAAUUAAGGUGUGACUAUGUUCCGAGUGAAAGCAUGGGAUGGAAUUUUGAUCCGCGUCUCAAAUUUUUAUGUUUGGUGCUUUUUGCGAGGUUUGCAAGUAAUUAAGUUAUAUUUGACGUAUGAGUAAUUGGUGCGGUAAAACAAAUUGGGGAAUGAAUAGAUAUUUCUGGGAAAUAUUGACCAAAUUUUUACCUCUGAUAUUAAAAAUCGUGUGUUCUUUGUUUCCAAAUUCAUAUAUAGAACUCUUCUCCUGGCUUUUUGAGUGUGCAUGGUUUCCAUUUUGAGAUUUGUCCCGCAUGAAAAUAUUUCACGAUAGAAAAUUCAGCGCAUUUUUCUGAGUACAGAAUCAUAAGAAAAUUUCGGCAAACAAAAAAUCUUGCACAUUUACCUCAUGUAGAAAAUUUUGGGCAGUAAAACCGUCCAAAUUUUAUCUGAUGAAUCUAUAGAAAAAUGUGUCAAUUUUCGACGGGUCGAUUUUCAUGGGGACUUCAGAAUUUCUAUUUGUGUAAAAUAAAGUAAAAAUUUAUUACCAAGCGUGGUACUAGAAUUAUGGUGAAUGAGGCAAUUCACGCAUUCAUUGGUAAAACACGUGUAUUUUGUAUUACAUAACUUUGCAAACUUGUACAAAAUAAAGAGUUCUGUUCUGAGAAAGGUUAGAAAAAUUUGUGAACUAAUUUCCCUUAGAAAUUUGAGUAAUUUUUUUGUAAGUUUGUAAGCUUACGGAAUUUACGGAUUUUACAAAGUUACCAAGGCCUGCUUGAAUUACCUCAUUGAUUAAUUUACAAAGUAAAAAUUAUGUAUAUCAUGAACUAAUAAGGCAAUGCACGCAGUCCUUAGUAACUUUAUAAAAUUUGAUUUUCCAGAAAUAUGAGUAAAAUUUUGUAAGUUUACAGUUUACAAGUUACGAAAUUUACCAAGGCCUGCGUGAAUUUCCUCAAUACAUUACAAAAUUUUGUAACGUUAGAAUUCUACGAUUUUCUGUGUGGAUUAAUUAGAUACUAAUCCCGUGAUGAAUAUGACGCUGUAUAAAAGUGAUUAAAAACUAAAUACACAAUUAAACUGAAAAGAUUGAAUUUAAGGUAAAAUUAAAAAAUCACUAUUUUUGCUUUAUUUAAAGUCUUGUCUAAUUUGACCAAUACUUUGUAUACGCAUACAUACAUACAUACACUGUAAUCUGAGCUGAUUGAAUGAGUAGAAUGUAUAAUAAAGUCGUGAUUUUUAUGA